ACUCCGAACCUGUCGCGUCGUUUCAGCCAUGACUACAUACAGCCUGGUGGUGCCCAGGGAGUACGGCUACGUGGUGCUCGUCGGGGUGGGCUCCACCCUGGUCAACGCGUGGCUCUCCUUCCGCGUCGGAAGAGCGCGAAGGAAGUACGACGUCAAGUACCCAGCCAUGUACUCGGAUACGAACAUCGUCUUCAACUGCAUCCAGAGAUCCCACCAGAACUUCCUCGAGGGCUACCCUCAGUUCUUGAUGACGCUGUUCCUUGCUGGAUUCGAGUUCCCGCUGGGCGACAUGAACUCGACGCCCCUGGCAGAGCUAUGGGCAGUGUUUUCUGCGCCUGCUGCAGUAGUGCCGUAG
Dermacentor silvarum is the source of this 355-nucleotide messenger RNA. RefSeq names its product microsomal glutathione S-transferase 3. The coding region runs from base 29 to 355 and encodes 108 amino acids. The record is from RefSeq and is a predicted model, not a curated record. The transcript has 5 exons. Gene Ontology annotation, molecular function: glutathione transferase activity; glutathione peroxidase activity. Gene Ontology annotation, cellular component: endoplasmic reticulum; membrane; nuclear envelope. Lineage: Eukaryota; Metazoa; Arthropoda; Arachnida; Ixodida; Ixodidae.